UUUCAGCAUCCAGGCACGGAUCCUCCUCUCCCAGCUCCGUAUAACAGCUCAGGGCCCCGCGGCCUGCAGGAUGCGGCCGGGCAGGGAUCAGGCCCGGUAGCCAUGGCAGCGGGGUAUUUAUUACAGCCCUGCCUCGCCACCCAGGGCUGGCGGACUUUAGCCCUUCUCCACACCGAACGCAGCAGCCGCCCGUCCCCACAGCCUGAAACACACGGAAGGCCCCAAAACAAUGGCAAAAUUUCUGUCGCAGGAUCAAAUUAAUGAGUUCAAGGAAUGCUUCUCCCUGUACGACAAGAAACAAAAAGGCAAGAUCAAAGCCAGCGACCUGAUGGCCGUGAUGCGGUGCCUGGGAGCCAGCCCGACGCCAGGGGAGGUGCAGAGGCACCUUCACCUGCACGAGAUCGAGCAAAAUGCAGAACUGGACUUCUCCACUUUCCUGAAUAUAAUGUACAGGCAAACAAAGCAGGAGGAGCCCGAGAAGGAAAUCCUCACGGCCUUGUCCAUGAUAGACAGGCAGAAGAGAGGGGUCAUCGCUGUCUCAGAGCUGAGGGCCAAGCUGACAAACUUGGGAGAAAAACUCUCCGAGGAAGAAGUUGAUGAUCUGCUAAAAGAGGCUAAAAUUGGACCAAAUGGAACAAUAAAAUAUGAAGAAUUUGCCCACACCAUUUGUAUUCCUACAGUCGACUACUGAAAUUCAGAAGAGAUUUGAUAGGGGCAGGACCUGAAACUAUUUUUUUCAUUUUUUCCUCCUUACUGUUUGGACUCGGGAAUCAUUUGCCUUUAAGGAUCCCUAUUCUGCCUUGCGAUUGCACUUACACAGGUCCCCACCCCAUUUCCAGAGAAACGCUGCUGCGAAGUGUGAGCUGAUAUUUAAAUAAACUGGAUGUAACAUUC
Molecule: messenger RNA, 894 nt
Organism: Cygnus atratus (black swan)
Lineage: Eukaryota; Metazoa; Chordata; Aves; Anseriformes; Anatidae
Gene: CALML4
Product: calmodulin like 4
Exons: 5
Coding region: 230-691 (153 amino acids)
Cellular component (GO): myosin II complex
Molecular function (GO): calcium ion binding
Source: RefSeq, a predicted model, not a curated record